AUGGAAAGUAAGGAAAGAUUUUCAUUACUGCUAUUGGAACCAGGAGAGUAUUAUUUUGAAGAUUACAUUGCUUCAUUAGCAAUAGCCAAGAAUGAUGCAUGGCUUAAUGGACGGCUUAAAGUGUGUUCAUUAUCAUUAGUAUUUGAUCCAAAGGACUAUUACAGGCCAAUUAUAAAGAUACCUUUUACGCAAUGUGAAUCCAUUAACCAAAGUUCAGAUGAAGAUAAAAGUACAUUAAAUGUUAUAAGUAAACAAUAUAUUGAAAUGUUAAAUCAUAAUGUGUUGGAACCUUAUAAAUUUAUUAAUGAAAUAUCAGUGUUCAGAAUUAAUUUAAAAUAUGCUAAAGUAGAUGACUGUUUAUCAUUUAUAUUACAAUUACACCGAGCAGCUUCUUUACAAACUGCAGAACAUAGACAUAUGGUUGCAGCUAUAGCGUAUGGUAGACAGACACUAAUUGCAUUUGACCCGACAUGGUUGGAACUUGGUGAAAAUAUUAUAAUGGAAGUAGUAGGUCAAAAAAUAACACCUCUAAGUAUUAAUCCUGGAAGAAUUGUGUUGACUUGUUUACAUGUGUAUUUCCAACCUUUUAACAAUAUUGAAGUGACAUUAUAUUUAAAAAUAAAGUUGUCUGAAAUAAAACGAAUCAUCAAAAGAAGGUUUAUGUUACAACAAGUUGGUUUAGAAUUAGAAUAUGAACUAACUACUCAACUAUACUUGACAUUUAAAAGUUCUGAAAUACGAGAUAACUUAUACAAUAAUUUAUUAAAUCAGUCAAAAGUAAAAAUGGAAAAACGUGAAAAAUGUAUUAUGACUCUGAAAUGGCAAUAUGGCGCGUUAUCUAAUUAUGAUUACUUACUUUACUUAAACAGUUUAGCCGAUAGAACUUUUAAUGAUUUGACACAGUAUCCUGUCUUUCCUUGGGUGGUAGCUGAUUAUUCAUCGAUUACUUUGGAUUUAACAAAUCCAAAAACAUUUCGUGAUCUCACCAAACCAAUUGGAGCCUUAAAUUUAGAAAGACUUUUAAAACUUAAGGAAAGAUACAAUGAAAUGAACUCGCCUAAAUUCUUAUAUGGGUCUCAUUAUUCAACUCCUGGUUUCGUUUUAUUUUAUUUAGUAAGAAAAUAUCCUCAGUACAUGUUGUGUUUGCAAAAUGGCAGAUUUGAUCAUCCAGACCGAAUGUUUAAUAGUUUAUCAGAUACUUGGAGAAACGUAUUAAAUAAUAUGUCAGAUUUUAAAGAGCUAGUUCCAGAGUUUUAUGACACUGAUCAAUGUUCUGAUUUUUUAACUAAUAAGUAUGGUAUUGAUUUUGGAUGUCGACACGAUGGUCGCAAAGUUGGUGAUGUUGAAUUACCACCAUGGGCAAACAAUCAUGUAGAAUUUAUUUCUAAAUUAAGAGAAGCUUUAGAAUGUGAUCAUGUGUCAAAAAAUUUACAUAAUUGGAUCGAUCUUAUUUUUGGAUAUAAACAAAAUGGACCAGAAGCAAUUGAAGCAAAUAAUGUGUUCUACUACUUAUGUUACGAGGGAGCAGUAGACUUAAACAAUGUUCGAGACUGGAACCAAAGACAUGCUUUGGAAGUGCAAAUUAUGGAAUUUGGACAAAUACCAAAACAAAUAUUUAAAAAACCACAUCCACCAAAAACAUGUUUAUUGAUAAAAGAUUUUCAACAGUUUGGAAUCAUGUCAAAAAUAGAGCAAUAUUGGAAUUGGAAUAAAAUUAAUGUAUCAAAAUUAUUUACUACGACUAAACAUAGAGAUAAAGCCACCAGUGUAAAAUUUACCGAGGAUAUGAAAACAGUUUGGUCAGUUGGACUAGAUGCUAUGCUUAAAGUUCAUUGUAUAUCAACUCAAAAACAAUUAAGAAAUGUAACCGUGCGUGGAUUUCCUGUUAAAUUUAAUGAUUUAGUUUUGCCAUCAAUGUAUUUAUCAACAGCCUUGAUUGCUACCAUGCAUGGCUCCUUGAUUGUAUAUGAUAUCGAUUGUUGUCGUGUAGUAGAUGAUUUUAGAGCACAUGAAGAUUCCAUAUCUAGUUUAGCAUGGUCUAAUAACGGCUUCUUGAUAACUGGUUCUUUAGAUUGUUCUGUGCGCAUUUGGAAAACUCCACAAGUUCCUUGGACACACAUUGAAUUAAUUAACUCACUUAAAGCUGAACUAGAACAUGAAAAUAAGAUAACUAGUUUAGCUCUCUCUCAGGAUGAAAAAUUAUUGGCAACUGGCACUAAUGUAGGAGAAAUCUUUUUAUGGUCUUUCCUUGACUAUUCCUUCAUACAACAGUUACCAGGACAUGCUGGUAGUGUAAAUAAAAUGAGUUUUAGUCCUGAUUGCUCAAAACUACUUUCGUGUUCUGAUGAUUGCAGUUUUAAGGUGUUUGAUUCUCUUAGUGGUCUGGAAGUUUAUACUAAUACUCUAAAAUGUCCAUUAAAAUCUUUAGCAUGGGAUGGAUAUCAUGUUUUGGUUGGUGGUCAAAAUGGAAUCAUGUAUUUAUGGGAUUUAGAAAAAUUUGAACUUAUUAAUGAAGUUCAAACACAUUCUGACGGAUUAUUAGCUAUUGAUGUUUCAAAUGAUGGUAAUAUGGUAGCAACAGCCGGAGACCGUUUUAUUAACGUAUGGAAAAUAUCCUGUGAUGUUUAAAAAUUGUUUAGUUAUAUUAGUUUUUUAUUGAUAUAUAUAUAUAUAUUUUUUUUUUUAUUUUUCU
Molecule: messenger RNA, 2692 nt
Organism: Sipha flava (yellow sugarcane aphid)
Lineage: Eukaryota; Metazoa; Arthropoda; Insecta; Hemiptera; Aphididae
Product: protein FAN-like
Exons: 18
Coding region: 1-2628 (875 amino acids)
Molecular function (GO): protein binding
Source: RefSeq, a predicted model, not a curated record